AUGUCAGUUGGCUACAAUAACAAUGCUAACAAAACUGCUAAUUUUAGUGUCUUUGAGGAUCCUCUUAAUAGAUUACUGUGCUAUAAUUAUUAUUGUGGAGCACUUUUAUGUCAGGCUGAUCCCUCUUAACUCAAUGAGUGCCAAUAACUUGAAACAUUAAAAUGUGAAGUUAUUGAUGUCAUUAAUAAUCCGAACUAAUAUCGAGAAUUCUUAAUCAAAUUCAAAUUUGACUUUAAACAGAUAAGUCUAGAUACCCCAGAUUCUGUUUUAAGUUCAACUAAUUUUAUCAAUUUUUACUGUAACACUGGUAGUCUUUGGAGCAAAACAGUCUAUCCUACUAUUGUUUAAAUGAUGCCUCCAUAUAAAGAUGGAUUAAAUGAUGUACUUCAUAUCUUUCCUUUAAUGAUGAACUUUUAAGACUAUAACCUAGAUGUUUUUAAUGUUGUACCUAAAACUUAUGCCGAUGGUAUUUAGCAAAUUGGAUCAAUGCUAGCUAUAUUAAGCUUUGUGUCCACUAUCCUUUUUAUACUAAAUAGAUAUGUUUUUAACAAAAAACAAGUUUUGAGGAUUAAAAGCAUUAAUGGAAUGGGAAAUGAAAAGCUGGAAGAGCUUUUGACAUUUGAUUAAUUUUAUAAUAUGAAGAAAACUAUUGAUUUGCAACAAAGUCAAAUCAAUUAGUUGCUUGCUGCUAAUUCAUUUUCGAAUAAAGAAUAAAGUGAUGUUGAAUUAACUAAUUAUGGUGAAACUAAGGAUUAAAAUAAAACAAUUGCAGAAGCCAUAGAAGAAAAUAAGGAUAAUAUAGAAUUUUCGAAUAUUUAAUGA
Messenger RNA from Stylonychia lemnae, 822 nucleotides. The record is from the annotation of a GenBank genome assembly. Lineage: Eukaryota; Ciliophora; Spirotrichea; Sporadotrichida; Oxytrichidae.